Messenger RNA from Helianthus annuus (common sunflower), 357 nucleotides. RefSeq lists its product as uncharacterized. The annotation marks the transcript as partial. The transcript has 2 exons. The record is from RefSeq and is a predicted model, not a curated record. Lineage: Eukaryota; Viridiplantae; Streptophyta; Magnoliopsida; Asterales; Asteraceae.
UAUGAUAAUGACAGCAAGUAUCGACCCCCAAAGAUUACACCUGCAUCAAUGGAUGAAAGCACGACUUCAAAGCAUGAGAGAAAUGCAUCAAGGAAAGAGAAACAAGCGUUCCGGCAAGCUCUGCAUAGCGAGUACGCUAGAUAUUUAAUGAAUGAUCUCGAGGGAAGCCCUGAGGAAGUGAGGGAGGUAAUCGGGACUGAAGAUAGAGAUGUGACCAAAUACAGGGCGAAAAUGGAAGAACGAGCAAGGAGAGAAGAGGCGCUCUUCACCCGAGCGCCUCUUACAAGAAUGGAUAAAAAGCGGUUGAAACACGUGUGCGAAUCAAGUAACGGGUCAGCCUCUUUUUUCCUUUUGUAA